AUUGUCGUCGAGCAGCAGCUCAUCGCAUCAUACAUGCAAGUCAACUAAGGGUCGACUACUUCUGCCCAUCUCCGCUGUUACUACCAUCUGUAUCCCCUGUGCAUCAUUACAACGAACAAAACAGCUAUAGACAUGGCCAACGAACACAACAACGACAGCGGUGACGACUCGCUCGCCUCCUCCUUCGUCUCUUCCUUUUCCUUCCCUCCUCCUUCUCCCAAGGUGCCCAAGGAGAAGAAUGCCGAAGCCGGUCUGACCGACAUCCACCUCGACCAGCCUACCCUGAUCAUCCCCGCCGAGCAGAACCAGAACGAGGACGCCCCGGAUCCCAUCCAGUCUUCUCACAAGGGCGACCAGUCCGGUGACCCCUCCAGCGUCGAGAACCCUGUCGAGACCGCCAAGAACACGGCCAAGGCUGACGAGGAUUGGAAGUCGGUCUUGGACAAGAACCUCGAGGUCUGGAGGGGAGAGAGCUCGGUCGCUAGGACCAAGAGCGAGAGCACGAGGUUGAGGUUGGAAGAGGAGCGGGUCAGGUUUGAAAAGGAGAACGUUCAGAAGAAGAAGGACGAGGAGAAGCGUAAGAAGCAGGAAGAAGAGGACGCCGAGGUCGAGCGCAAGUUGCAGGAGCUGCUGAACGCUCCCGCUUCGAGCAGCAAGUCCAUCGCUGGCCAGAAGAGGAGGUCGUCCCAGGUCAAGCAGGACAAGGAGAGGAAACGAUGGAACGCCGUCAGGGACGCUUGGGAGAUUGUCAGGGAUGGGUCGUCGGCCACCGUACCGGAUGACGAGGUCGAGGCGGAUCCUAGGGAUCUUACCGCUGGUGAUGCCGGCGGGUUGGCCGAGCCCGGUCACAGGCAGGGGGCCGAGGUCCUCAAGCAAGCACACGAGACCAUCACCAAGAUCAGCCAGGGAGACGGUAACCUAGACCCUACUCCCGCCUCGGCUCAGCGACGUAACGACCUCCUCAGCGCCGAGACUGGUGACGCUUCCAACCGUCGUCAAGCCGUCGGAACCUCGUGGAAGGACGCCUCGGAAUCCAUCGCUGCCGAGAAGGGAGCUACCGAACCUAGCGCUCCUUCGCAGAGCCAAGGACAGGCUGGAGCUUCUUCGUCCUCAAAGAUCGUCUCCUCCAGGUCUACCAGUACCAACGCCGUGGCCUCUUCGUCGAGCUUCUCGUCGACCCGAAGGUCUGGGGACGAGAAAUCGCAAUCAGACUCCAAAAACAAGGACGACGACAAGGUCGAGAUUGGACCUAUUCCUACUCCCUCCCCACUCUCUGGCCCGCCUUACCAACCCCCCUCCCUCACUCUCUCCCUCUUCACCUCGCCUUCUCACCGCUCGAUCGCGAGGAUUGCCGCCGUGGUCGGGAUCAACCUCAUCCUGCCCUUUAUCAACGGUGUCAUGCUCGGGUUCGGAGAGAUCUUUGCUAGGGAGACCGUCAUCUUUGGACGACGGUUGUGGAGAGGAGAAGCUACGUUGAGGAGCCUGUGGAGGCCGAGCGCGGGCGGGAACUUGGCUGGUUUGGGACUGGGGUUGGAUUCGUUUGGAGAGACCGUAUGAGUCGCAGCAUGAGAUUCGAGUCUCGAUGUAUAUAGGUGGCCACACACCAGCGCGAAAGACGAUAUAGGCAUCUCAUUAUGCAUUCUGUGAACACGUAUCAAGUCAAGUGCUCUUUCUUAAACAGGCCAAGUCAUCUGACACGAGACAAAAAAUUCUGCCACAUGUACCUUUUGUUGUAUGACGAUGGACUGGAAU
Filobasidium floriforme is the source of this 1752-nucleotide messenger RNA. RefSeq lists its product as uncharacterized. Gene Ontology annotation, biological process: protein insertion into mitochondrial outer membrane; mitochondrial outer membrane translocase complex assembly. The record is from RefSeq and is a predicted model, not a curated record. Bases 133 to 1557 code for a protein of 474 amino acids. Gene Ontology annotation, cellular component: mitochondrial outer membrane. The transcript has 3 exons. NCBI's taxonomy places the organism in Eukaryota, Fungi, Basidiomycota, Tremellomycetes, Filobasidiales, Filobasidiaceae.